UCCCAUCAUUCACCCUCAUCACUACUCUCUCUUCUCCUCUCAAACAUAUCAACUUCUUCUUCACCAUUUUCAUAUACAAAAUAUAUAUACAUAUAUACAUAUUAUAUAUUUAUACAUACAUACUCCUGCAACUUGCUUCCCCAGUGGUCUGUCUUGAGACCUCUGUUGGAUGCUGUUGCUUUUUCCAUAAGCUAAAACAAUAAAUUAAAGUACUUGUGGUUUAUUCAUCUUCUUCUAGUUAAGGAAGAAAACAUGUCUGGCUCUCUAAGCAAAAGCCUUGGAUUGUCCUCCUCGUUCAUGAAGAUCGUGGAGCAAGAGUGUCCAGCUUCCUUGACCAACGGCGGUGGCAAAGGGAAGCAGGGCAUAGCUGUGGCCAUUCUUGGUUCCGAAGACUACUGCGAAAGAAACAGAGCUGGUGCCGGCGCUUCUCUCCGGCGGACUCUCUCGGCCGACAUGUCUUCCAAGACAUGGCUUGCUCAGAAUGGACUCGUCUCUCCCAUGAAAAAGAUUGCUUCUUCUAAGGAGCUUGUCUCUAUUCCCGCUCGUCGACUGGACUCAUUUUCAUCCUCAGAAGAUGAAGAAGAAGACCAAGAGUACGAUCAAGAAGAGAAUAAGGAGGAACAAAACCAAGGAGAGUACGAUAUUUGGAGCUUGAUAAUUUCUCAAAAGGCUAAAGAAGAAUCCAAAUCUGCCUCAACUCCUUAUGUUCACCCACUCGUGAAAUCCAGAGCCAGCUCUUUGAGCGAAAACAGCCUCCAAAUUUGCACUGAGAGUCUCGGAUCUGAGACCGGCUCUGAUGGGUUUUCUUCUUACCCGUCUUCUCUCACUGGUGACUCUUCCGAACUGGACAAGGGAACUCAAGAAGAAGAAGAGAAAACACAGCUUGGACAAUCAGUAAGCACAAAGUUUAACAAUUCUGCCACUGUCCCAAGAAAAUCGGUCACCCCUACUCGAUCGUUCCCUCCUCCGCUCCCGUCUCUAACCGGUGACGGCGCGAUGAAGGUUCGCAUGCAAACACGCCGCGACAAUGGACGGCUCGUUGUUGAAGCGGUUUCUGUUCCGUCGCAGAAGAACUACUUCGCGGCUCAGCGCCAAGAUGGUCGCCUAGUGCUUACCUUUGCCAAAGGUAGUAGCACUGAUGUUACAGCUGAUCACAAUUCAUUGGAUCAGGAUCUUGAGAAUGAAGUCGAAACAGAAGAUUGGGAGCUGAAUGAGGAGGGAGAGUUUGAGGAGCAGUUCGGGAGCUUGGACGACGAAACUGAAAGCCUUGAUAAAGAUGAUGAUGAUGACGACGAAGACGAAGAUAAUCAUUAUGAUGACGACGAUGAGGAGGAGAAAAUUUAUGGUGUAACAGAGGAAUCUUUCAAUAUAGUACCGACAAGGCUGAUAAAUGUCCACAGAUUAGCCUCAAUGAUGAACAAACCCGUUGGAUUAGCAAAUAGGAAUCCAGCAACAACUCCAUGGUCCAAAAAGUUGAAUGAAGAUAAUGAUCAAGAUCAGGACCAGAAAAUUUCUGCCCAAACCACACUAGCACAGUCUCUCCCACCUCGGCCACGGCCAACCGUUGGUCGACUCAUAGCCUCACCUCCGACAAAGGGUGCCACCGCCACUUCGAUAGGCGGCGCUGCAGCCUCCUUUAACGCUUAUGAGUACUUCUGGCGGCGGUCUAACCCAAACCCAAUAAAUUCCAUUUACAACAAUAAAUUCAUGAGUAGUACUACUGUCUCAUCCCUGAAGAGCCAAAACCCAAACGACAAUCGUCAUCGUCAGGAGCCACAAAUGCUGGUUCUGAGAGGUAACAAAGGAGAGUACUUGGUUUCAACGUUAAAGGGUUGCAAGGAACCUAGACGGACUCUAUUCUGGGAGCCUUAUUGCAUUGCUACCUCGUCAUGAUAUCAUCAUCGUCAAUCGAUGGUUUUACUUCAUAUGUUCACUGAUCCAUUACUGGCUACCUUUCUAUAUCAUUUCUCAAUUCCAAUGUUCUUUAGUUUUGUUAAUUAGUCAAGCGAAGGAAAUAAAAAGGAGAGAGAGAGAGUGUGAUGCUACACUUUGAUUUAGAUGAUCAAAGAAAGAAAAGAGAUCACUUUACAACUUAAACAAAGUAAUGGUCGUUUGUAUCAUAAUAAUUUAUAAAAAUUUAUUAUAUAUUAUAAUUAUAUC
This is a messenger RNA of Humulus lupulus (European hop), 2160 nucleotides long. Its product is annotated as protein FAF-like, chloroplastic. Lineage: Eukaryota; Viridiplantae; Streptophyta; Magnoliopsida; Rosales; Cannabaceae. The record is from RefSeq and is a predicted model, not a curated record. The transcript has 2 exons. Bases 253 to 1893 code for a protein of 546 amino acids.